Harmonia axyridis is the source of this 2156-nucleotide messenger RNA. Its product is annotated as kinesin-like protein subito. NCBI's taxonomy places the organism in Eukaryota, Metazoa, Arthropoda, Insecta, Coleoptera, Coccinellidae. Gene Ontology annotation, biological process: microtubule-based movement. Gene Ontology annotation, molecular function: ATP binding; ATP hydrolysis activity; microtubule binding. The record is from RefSeq and is a predicted model, not a curated record. The transcript is spliced from 4 exons. The coding region runs from base 133 to 1929 and encodes 598 amino acids. Gene Ontology annotation, cellular component: microtubule; nucleus; kinesin complex.
UCAUGCGUGUUUAUGGAUUUUAGAAGUAUCGGUUAAAGUUAAUUAAUUUCACAUUAAUAAAAUCCUUGUAGAAAAUUUUAGCUGGAGAAAAUAGUUACUUAAAAUUACAACGACCGUAAUAGAAAGUAGUGAAUGAGAAUGGAUCAAUACGUUGCAGAAAAUAUUUCAUAUAUUAGAUCUAGAGAUCCCAGUAUACAAAAUUUUAAUAGGAAUAAUUUAAGAAAUGUGAGGUUGAAGAUGAAAUUCUCGGUAAAUGAAAUGAAGGAUCAAUUAGAAUCAGUUCUCGAGGAGGAUAACUAUUGUAGUGAGGAAAAUAUAAUCCAAAUAUAUCUUAGACUCAAACCAAGUACAGAUUCAGAUGAUUGUUAUAUUAUACAUGACAAUGAACUCAUUUAUGCUGAACAAAAAAGAAGAAAAACUGAAGACGAAGAAACAAUUUUUAAAAAAAUUGAGUUUUCUAAAAUAUUUGAUAAAAACUCUACCCAAGAACAAGUUUUUGAUGACAUCGUGAAAGUAAAAGUUUUAAAAUUUCUGAAUGGGAAAGACGCAUGUUUAUUUAUAUAUGGUGCACCAGCAGCAGGAAAAACUUUCACAACUCUUGGGACAGAGGAAGAACCUGGCUUUAUACCAAGAACAUUAGAAUACCUAUUCAAUACUCUACCAAAAUUGCCAUCCGUGGCUCCAAUCAAACCUACUGCUGAAGGAAAAGUGAUCAAGCUGAGUUUAGAACAAAUAAAUUUAGAGCAAGAAUUGAAAAGAGAAAUAUUAUAUGGUAUUCAUAGAUCAAGAAAUAAUGAAUUAUAUCAGUCUAUGCAAAAUAAAUUAAAGAAUCAACCUUUUGCUUCUUUAGAACAGCCACCAGAAGUGGAACUAGGGAUAUGGGUCACAUUUGCUGAAAUUCAUAAUGAGGAAGUGUAUGACGUACUUCAAAACUGUGUAAACUAUAAACUUAGGAAAAAGUCCCGCAUUGCAAGUACUAAUGGUGAACACUAUAUCAAAGAUUUGACUCAUAUCUGUGUAUCAAAUAGUCUUGAAGCGUAUCAGGUUUAUCAGUAUGGCAUACAAAAAUUGAAAUUCUCUUCAUCAAAUGGUGAAAUUAAUCUGCUUUCUAAUCAUUAUAUUUUUACUAUCAAAAUAGCACAGGCUUCAAAGUACACCGAUACAACUUAUAUAUCAGCUUUCAGUAUCUGCAAUCUUGCUGGCAAGGAAAGAUCAAAAGAAUCUAGUGGUAAUAGCAAUUCACUUAUGGUCCUGGGAAGAUGUAUUACAGCAUUGCAACAUGCUCAGAUGCAUCCUAACAUCAACUGCAUUAUUCCUUAUAGAGAUUCUAAGCUCACCCUACUCUUCAAGAAGACACUAUCAGGGUUGGAGAAUUUUUGUAUGCUGAUCAAUAUAAAUUCUUCUAAAAAAGCAUUAGAGCAGAACCACAGCAUUCUCAACUUUCCAGCAUUAACUAAACAAAUCUUAACUAGAGAAACAUUUUUGAAUUACAUAUCUACAGAAACUGAGCAACAACAGCUGGAAGAAGUCAUACAUCAAACUAAAUCAAGUUAUGAAGAAUUGAAAAGAAAUAAGGAUUACAAUUAUCAGCAGGAAAAACAACAAGUUAUAACAUGUUGUGAGGAUAUUUUGGAUAGUUGUAAAGAAAUUAUUGAUAUGGAAAAAAAAAGUCUAAUACAGGAAUUUGAACAACAAUUUCAAAGAGAUGUGCGGAGGUUAAAAAAUGAUAUGUUGAAAAAAAAGCAAGAUAAAGAAAUCCUACAUCUGAAAGAAAAAUUCAAGGCUAAUAAAGUAACUAUUGAUGAACUAGGAAUUGAAAUUGCUAACUUGGAUAAUGAAUUGCAUGUAUUGACUGUCCUUGUUGAUCAAGAAAGAAUGUCAGUUUCAGAUGAUGUUUCAUUUGAGGAGGAACUCAGCCUGGUAAAAUGAAAUUAUUAAGAUAAAUCAAUACAUAAAUCUAUCUGCUGAGCAUAUUGUAUAUCAUGUCACCUGUAUUCAGUUUUACGAUUUGUUAAUUUUAUUGAAAUUUGUAUUUAUUUUAUUAUAAUUAUUGUUGAGAUUAGAUCAAGUAGUAUAAAAGAACUGCAAUUUUUAUGGUAGUUAUGAGCUCUUAUAAAAAAUAUAUAAAAUAUAAUUUUAAAAAUUUCUAAAAUAAA